Molecule: messenger RNA, 1401 nt
Organism: Nelumbo nucifera (sacred lotus)
Lineage: Eukaryota; Viridiplantae; Streptophyta; Magnoliopsida; Proteales; Nelumbonaceae
Source: RefSeq, a predicted model, not a curated record
AUGGGAGCUAGGGCGAUUAGUGAGCAGGGACUUUUAGCUGUAUUAUUAUUUGUUCUCGGCCUUUGUUCUAUGCCGGUUUGCUUGGAUGCUGCUGGAGAUUCAACAAGCUUUAGUGUUUUAGAUUAUGGAGCUGCUGGUGAUGGCCAAACGGAUGAUUCCAAGGCAUUUUUGGAGGCUUGGAAUGCAAUGUGUUCUAGUAGAUCAACAGAUAUUCCUAUAAUGGUUGUUCCAGAGGGAAAGACAUUCUUGGUGAAGCCUGUAAACUUUUAUGGUCCUUGCUUGGCCAAGAACGUCAAUGUUCAGAUAAUGGGAAGCAUCAUAGCACCAAACACGAUUAAAGAAUGGGAGGGGGUCGAUGCAAGGUGGAUGGCGUUCAACAAUGUGAGUGGACUUAGCGUCAGUGGAUCUGGUACUAUUGAUGGACGGGGUUCUGACUGGUGGAAUAAUUCAUGCAGAGAUCAUCCUGGCAAGGGAUGCACCACUUUGGCACCAACUUCAAUGGAAUUCCAGAAUUGCAACGAAUGUCAUCUCAGCAACCUUCGGUUCGUCAACAGUCCACAGGUUCACAUCCUGGUGUACCAGUGUAAUGGGAUUUACAUUGAUGGAAUUGUUAUUAGGUCUCCAGAGAACAGCCCAAACACUGAUGGCAUCCACAUCCAAGCAGUCGACAAUAUGUUCAUCCAACGUGCAGACAUUGGCGCUGGAGAUGAUUGUAUCUCCAUAGGAGAUUUCACUUCCAAUAUUAAUGUCAAAGAUAUUAUAUGUGGUCCUGGCCAUGGUAUAAGUAUUGGAAGCUUGGGGAUGGGAGGUACAUCAUCCAAAGUGGAGAAUAUUAAUGUCAACAAUGUUACUCUCACCAAUACCAUGAAUGGUGUAAGGAUCAAGACAUGGGAGGAGGGACAAGGAUACUGUCGAGGAAUCACCUUUGAGCAUAUCAGGCUCACCAAUGUCCAAAACCCUAUCAUCAUUGAUCAACACUAUUUCUGCUGGGUAGCUGGAUGCAAAGACCUGCCAACGGGCACUCACAUAAGCAACGUUACAUUUUCUGACGUGAUGGGAACUUCAAGCACCCCUGUGGCCAUCAAUAUGAACUGUAGUUCCGCUGUUCCGUGCAGUGAAAUAUCCUUGGAUUCAGUACAACUUGUGUCUGCAACUUCUGGACAGAAGUUACUGGGUUUGGGUUUGGGAAAACUCCUUAGGGAGAGUGAGAGUCUGAGAGAGCAAUUACUACAAUUCCUUGGUUACAUUCCAUCUUUAAUAGAAAUACAGUUCUUUGGAGUUCUGCUGCAUAUCGGAGCGCUCGGUGAUGUUGAUGGUGCUGAUUUUGUUUCUUUGACGAUUAUUACUAUUACAGGCAACCCUAAAAGGUCAUUGCUUAUCCAGAACAGCAAGCAUGAAUAA